CAUGCACAGAAGCUCACCAGCAUGCACAUAAAGUGCAAGCUGUCCUCCAAAAUCUGGUAAAAUCGGUCUUAAGGUAAGGAAAAAAUUAAUAAAAAAACUAGCAGAGGGAGAGAAGGGAGAUUAUCUCCUCACCACUAUCUUUCCAUCCCUGUGAUCAGUGUGUGAGAGAAUGACAGAUAAGUAAUUUGCAAUAAGGUGAGAAGUCUUAGGCCACAGCUCCUCCCCUGUCCUUGUUUCUGGCCCAAUCAGAUGGGAUUAUAGAUCUUUUAUGCCAGUGAGCUCCCUCGUCAUGACUGUAAGAAUUAGAUGAAGCAGAGUCCAGCAGAUAGGAAAAAUAAGAAACUAGAGUCUCAGAAGAGAAGCAAAGAGAGGAAGAAGAAGGAGUGAGUAAGACCAAGUGGAAACAGGAAUGAAGUAUCCUACUGCAUCUCAGAGUAGAUCUCUUUUAGAUAUGGAAGUAGCAAACUAUUGUGAAGGCCUGGAUCCAUCAUACAGCACGCUGGGCUUUGAGAAUGCAGAGGUGCUCUGUGGAGGAGGAGACAGCAUGCCGACAGAGUCGAGCCUGCCAGUCGGACCAGACGGGGUGGCCAGUAACUGUGCCAUCUGUGGAGACAAAGCCACAGGGAAACACUACGGAGCCUCCAGCUGUGAUGGCUGUAAAGGCUUCUUCAGACGCUCCAUACGCAAGAGCCACGUCUACACCUGCAGGUUCAGCCGACAGUGCAUCGUGGAUAAAGAUAAGAGGAACCAGUGUCGUUUCUGCAGACUUAACAAAUGCUUCAGGGCUGGCAUGAAGAAAGAAGCUGUACAGAAUGAGAGAGAUCGGAUCAGCUCCCGAAGAAGUAUCCCUGACACCCAGGACUUGCCACCCAUUACUAUUUUGGCCCAAGCUGAAUCUCUGUCCCAACAGAUUACUGCUUCUGUUGGAAUAGCAGACAUAUCGGAGCAGAAGUCAGCCACUGUCGGAGAUGUAUGUGAUUCUAUGAGACAACAGUUGUUGUUGUUGGUGGAAUGGGCCAAGUACAUUCCUGCAUUUGGAGAACUGCCACUGGAUGACCAGGUGAGUUUGCUCAGGGCUCAUGCAGGGGAACACCUUUUGCUUGGGGUCGCCAAAAGAUCAAUGCCCUUCAAGGACUUCCUGCUUUUAGGUAUUGGCUGUGUGAUCCACAGAAACAGUCCUGAACAAGAGAUUUAUAAGGUAGCCAACCGAGUGCUGGAUGAGCUGGUCCAGCCCUUUCAGGAUAUUCAAAUAGACGAAAAUGAGUAUGCAGCGCUCAAGGCUAUUGUCUUCUUUGACCCAGAUGCAAAGUCUUUGCGGGACCCAUCAAAGAUCAAGGCCAUUCGUCUGCAGGUCCAAAUGAGUCUGGAAGACUACAUUAAUGACCGUCAGUAUGACUCCAGGGGUCGUUUUGGAGAGCUGUUGCUCCUGCUGCCCACCCUGCAGAGCAUCACCUGGCAGAUGAUCGAACAGCUCCAGUUCAUUAAGCUCUGCGGCCUGGCCAAGAUAGACAACCUGCUGCAUGAGAUGCUGCUGGGAGGCCUUACGUCAGAGCCCACACACGUGCACCACCCAGCACACACCCAGCUGGCCCAGGACCCUUUGACUGGACACACACUGGUCAUCAGCACCAUGCCUGCUGCUCACACUCCACAUAUAGCCUCUCCAGACACACCCAUCCCAUCGCCCCCUCAGGUACCUGCCCCAGAGAAGUACAAACACUUUCCUCCAGCCAGCCCCUCGCCUUCCACACAGACAGAUCUCUGACUUCUCCCUGCACUCUGUCAAAGAAGAUGACAUGGGCACAGUUUUCUUGUCCCCUAUUCAUCAUCCCAGUCAUGGUAUAAAGAUUAUGAAAGUAAUCUGUGCUCAGUGUCUGUGGUUGGACUUUACCCUGCUUCUUGUCCCUGUGACUCCUGGUGGUGUUGCAAUAACCAAGACAUAAUUAAAGCUGCUGCGUGCAGCACUUUCAAACUUCAAUAUGUCACUCUCUAAUGCAGUGAACUAAUGAAACACCAAACUAGGGAUUAACAAAAUAGGCUUUGCAUUUUUGUGGUCAACUAAAACUAAUACACUGUUAAUUCAACCCACACAUUCAACACAG
Etheostoma cragini (Arkansas darter) is the source of this 2102-nucleotide messenger RNA. RefSeq names its product hepatocyte nuclear factor 4, gamma (gene hnf4g). The transcript is spliced from 11 exons. The record is from RefSeq and is a predicted model, not a curated record. Bases 410 to 1765 code for a protein of 451 amino acids. Lineage: Eukaryota; Metazoa; Chordata; Actinopteri; Perciformes; Percidae. Gene Ontology annotation, molecular function: nuclear steroid receptor activity; RNA polymerase II cis-regulatory region sequence-specific DNA binding; nuclear receptor activity. Gene Ontology annotation, cellular component: nucleus. Gene Ontology annotation, biological process: cell differentiation; regulation of transcription by RNA polymerase II; anatomical structure development.